Fusarium venenatum is the source of this 1350-nucleotide messenger RNA. RefSeq lists its product as uncharacterized. The record is from RefSeq and is a predicted model, not a curated record. Lineage: Eukaryota; Fungi; Ascomycota; Sordariomycetes; Hypocreales; Nectriaceae.
AUGGCCAUGUCACAACAUUCUACUUCGACGACGCCGUCGCGCAACGCCAAUAAAAACCAUGCUUCGCCCGACACAACGCCUUGCACGUCGCAACAGCCCGUGGUCACCCCACGCAAAAGGCGCCCGCAGCGCAUCUACCGGCCAGCCAAGAACUCCCUCUACGACAUCUUCCAGCAGCACGCAGGUACAAUGCUUUUCGUGAGACCUAUUUGCUGGACCGAUCAACAUGCUCAACUUCUCGGCGCGCGAUGGGAGGAACAACCACCAUGCGAUACCCCUCAGCCUGCAGCGGCCCCGGGUACGCCACCAUCGCGAGGUCAUCUCGACCCAUCGAAUACCAUCAUGACUAUCAGCAACGCGCUUACACAGAUUCUUUUGCCCGAUUCGAUGCAUCCCCUCCUUGCCUCCAAUGCUGUCAAGACGGUUAUGACGGUAAUGUGGCCCAACGCCUUCGGCAAGACGCAGUUUCUACCUGAAUUAAAUCUAUACUUUGGUGGUCGCGUUUAUCGUGAUGCUGUGCGCGCACAAAUACUAUGGAACUUCCCUGCCGACGAGACAAAGUCUCCAUACACAUCUUUCAAAUCAGUCUCAACGCGACCUGCCGAGUCCUUCAACAUCUCAACACAGUCAUCACCCAACCAGAGCCCCGCUAAUAUGCCCAUGAUCUGCUACAUUGGUAAGACCCAACUGGCGUCAGUGCGAAACAACCUUUUCCGUAUCGCAUCUGGUCCGGGAAGGUCAUGGAACGAGCCUGUGUUUCGCCUCCAACAGCUCCGAGCUCGCAUGCUUGUUCCAUCAAAUUCGGAUCAUGAUGCGCAUUUUGUGGGUGUCUUUCUAGGAAUGGCGCAGAAGCACUUUUACCCUUCCCCACCUCAUACUGGCAGACGCGACUCGCGCAUGUCACCGGAACAAGGCAUCCCGCCAUGCCCCAACUUCCACGAUCUCAAGUUGAAGAUCCUCACUCAUGAUACGGCGACGGCUGAGUUCAUUGUCCACACUGGUUACAUAACCAAGGAAUUUUUGGAAAAGUUCCAUGAUCCUUUCAAGGCUCCGCUCAACGAUGACAACGCUAUUGUUUCGGGCAUCAAGAUCGAAUACACAAGGGUUCCCAUCUGGCCAAUUCUAGGUCUACGGGAACGACUUGGUAAGGCUUUGGGUCAAGAGAUUGUUGGUUCUUUCAACCCAGAUGAGAUAGAGACUUGGGAAAAGGAUCCCGAGAGACCUGGCGGUGAAAAGCGCAAGCGGGAGGCCUGUGUCAACAGCAGCUUUGAAGAAGAGACAACGGAGGAAAUGACCCCACCAAAGAAGCGAUGUCUGAAAGAAGGCAAGCCGGUGGGCAUGGUGAUGUGA